Molecule: messenger RNA, 684 nt
Organism: Baudoinia panamericana UAMH 10762
Lineage: Eukaryota; Fungi; Ascomycota; Dothideomycetes; Mycosphaerellales; Teratosphaeriaceae
Exons: 6
Coding region: 1-684 (227 amino acids)
Molecular function (GO): acyltransferase activity, transferring groups other than amino-acyl groups
Source: RefSeq, a predicted model, not a curated record
AUGUAUGAAACAGAGCGCCUAGUCUUGCGCGCCUUCGACCUGGACACCGACCUCGACAUCAUCAUCCGAUGGGGUAACGAUGCCGAAUACAUGACGCUCCAAUCGAGUGGUCCACAAAUGCCGGCAACUCGAGAAAGUUCGAAGGAGUUUCUCACAGCUCACAUAACCAAGAGUAAACUGCCAUUCUUCAUGGUGUGCGAGAAGCCUGCAGUCUGGCCGGUACAGCUUAACCCCGAGGAGGAGUACUUCAAAGCCCAUGUCAAAGCCUGUGGGCCACCAAUCGGUACCAUCGGCUUACAGGACAGUCCCUUUGACUUCAAGAACCGUGUUGCUGGUUUGGGUAUCGGUCUGGCCGAUCGGAAACACAGAGCCAAAGGUUACGGAACGGAGCUCAUGAAUUGGAUGCUUGAGUAUGGCUUCAUGGAGCUUGGCCUGCAUCGAAUCGAGUUGAGGGUCUACAGCUUCAACGAGAAGGCGAUAAAGCUGUACCGGAAAAUUGGGUUUAAGGAAGAAGGUCGGCUCAGGAAGACGUAUUUUAGGGGCGGUCAAUGGUACGACAUCAUCUUAAUGGCUGUGCUCGAAGAAGAAUGGUUUGAUAUUCGGAAGGGACUAAAGGGUCAGGACGAACAGGCUGAACCAGGCGCCACCGCCAUCUUGCCAGACGCCAAGCCCAUCCUGUCAUAG